Molecule: messenger RNA, 5324 nt
Organism: Mya arenaria
Lineage: Eukaryota; Metazoa; Mollusca; Bivalvia; Myida; Myidae
Product: protein-L-isoaspartate O-methyltransferase domain-containing protein 1-like
Exons: 5
Coding region: 265-2124 (619 amino acids)
Biological process (GO): protein modification process
Cellular component (GO): cytoplasm
Molecular function (GO): protein-L-isoaspartate (D-aspartate) O-methyltransferase activity
Source: RefSeq, a predicted model, not a curated record
CUGUCAAAAUUGUUUUGCUUGUUGUUAAUACAGCGUCUUUAGUGUCAUUCAUUUUUGUUGUAAUUUUUCGAAACUUUUUUAUGUUUGCAAUCAUUUUACAAUACGGAAAUAAUCUGCAUAACAUGUAAAUCUCGAAAUGACGUCAUUGCAUGAUUGACCUCAAUGUUAUUGUUUUGAUCAUUCUGGCUGACAUUUUUGUGCAGAUAUCGGAGACAUGCCCAGUUCCUUGCUAGAGUUGAAAAUUCAGAAUUGUAAAGCCUCAAAAUGGGAGGAGCUGUGAGCACUGGAGAAGACAAUGAUGAUCUUAUUGACAAUCUGAAGGAAGCUGAUUAUAUAAAGAGCUCUAUUGUUGAAAAAGUGUUCAGAGCAGUUGACCGUGGUAACUAUUAUCUACCGGAUCAAAGAGAUUCUGCAUACAAGGAUUUAGCAUGGAGACAUGACAGAUUGCAUCUUUCAGCUCCUUGUAUUUAUUCUGAGGUGAUGGAAGCCUUGCAGCUUGAAUCAGGGUUAUCUUUUCUUAACCUUGGAAGUGGUCUCGGCUAUCUGAGUACAAUGGUUGGACUUAUAUUGGGACCAUAUGGUGUUAACCACGGAGUUGAGCAAUAUCCUGAUGUUGUGGAGUAUGCAAUGGAAAGACUUGCUGAAUUCAAACGGAACAGUUCAGCAUUUGAUGAGUUUGAGUUUUGUGAGCCAAAGUUCAUUGUUGCCAAUUGCCUUCAGCUGAACUCUGGUUGCCAGCUGUAUGAUCGAGUGUAUGUUGGUGCUGCUUGUCCACCAGAGCAUGAAAACUACAUGAAAAAUCUUCUUAAAAUUGGAGGGAUCCUUGUUAUGCCAUUGAAUGACAGAUUGAUUCAAGCCAAAAGGGUCAGUGAGACAGAGUGGGACAUCAUUAACAAGCUACCAGUCUCUUUUGCCACCUUAGUUUCUCCAUCCCCUGACACUCCACCAGAUCUCAUUGACCUGCCUGAGCCUGAUAAGCCCACCCUCCAGGAAAUGUGCAGAACAACAGUGAGAAGAGUGCUGCGGACAAACAUACAUUUGCGCCACCCAGAUCUGUCCAAAGUUAAAAAGCGCAAGAAAAAGCCAAAAAGGAAGUCGCCAAAAGGAGCCCUUUCAAAUCUAAAUAUUGUCCCUCUCAGUAUGGGAAUGAUGAUCUUACAGCAACAGUUUGAUAGAAACAGUGGCAGUGAGGACAGUCUUGAUGGUGAAAUUGAUGAUAAUGACAGAGAAGUGGAGCAAGAAGAUGAUCAUGAUAUAAGUGCAAGCAGUGCUUAUGAUGUUGAUAUGGUAGAGAAAGAGGAAGGUCUUGAUAAAAGUGACAAUGAAGAAGGGAAAGAGGGUCAGUUUUCUACAGAUGAGGAAUCUGUUGGUGAUUGUAAGGAUGUGGCUAGUAAAAAUGGUUUGGAUAAGACUGAAUCUGUCAAAGUUGAAACGUCAGUGCUUGUUCCUGUGAAAGAAGACAUACAUGAGUCAGAUGAUGAUAAACUAAGUGGCUAUGCAAGUGGUGAAAGUGAUCAUGAAAAUGAACAGGACAAUGACACUGAUGCAGUGAUAGACCAAGUUGAUAAAGCGAACAAGACAGCUGCAUGUGAUACAAGUAAUGGGCAAAGAAGGUCUAAAAUGGAGGAAAUGAUUGCUGGCAUUGUUGCUUCUAGUAGUCGAUUUGAAAGAGACUUGAAGUCAACAACCCCACCAGAUGCAAACUGGUCAGAUACAGACAGCGACGGUGAUGACCACAAGAAAUACAACAUUGAGGAGUUCCUGAAAUGCGAUGUCAGGGAAAGACAACCAACCAAACAGAGAUAUUCCUCUACAACAAGUGUUGAUACAUCCACAACUUCAGGGAUUGGUUCAUUUGUCGAAGACCACUUGGAAGCAGAGAUGGGAAAAUCUGACAAUGAAAAGGUAUCUCCUGGUUAUAGCACAUGUGAGCCAGAGAACACUGGAAUCAAAAAACUCAAGUGUCAAAACAUGGAUAUUGAAGAGGAUGAGGAGGAAGACACGGACGAGACAGUAGAUAAUGAAGGUGAUCAAGUAACUCUGUCCAAAUACCUGAUAGAAGAUAUUGAUUCUCUGACCCUCCCAACAGCUCUGAAAUCAUACCUGAAAUAUUACAGGGAGUAGAGUGGCUGUAAAGAUACUUACGAUGUAAAUGUAUAUAUGUAUAUACUUGUUAUGUUACGACUUGACUCUGUAGUGAUAUGUGUAUAUACUUGUGUAUACAUGGUGUUAUAAAGAAUGUGAUAAAAUUGUCUUUGCUUUAAGACUGAAGAGUUGAGAUAUCUUUGGAGAUUUCUGUUAUAAAUGUACCGUAUCAAUAUGUUUACUAUCACAACACCAAGGGCUUUAUUAACCAGUAGCACUAUUACAACUACCUAAAAUGACAUUUAACUUGAAGUUUUAAUGCUAUUUAAUACAUUGAGCCCUUUUAAUGUAUAUAAAAAAGAAUGUCAUGUUCAUGAUUGUAUAUCUUUUGUUGUUAAAUACUAAAUUCAGUUACAAUUUACAUAGAAUACAUCAUGCAGUGUUUUAUCUGUACCUAAUAUGGAGCUGAAAAUUGGGCCCCAUGAUUCUCAAUUCAAUUCACAAAAAAGCAAAAUUCACAAAUCUGAAAAAAUAUGGUAUUUUGCAUCUAUUUCGUCCAUUGUUUUUUUCAUGGACAUUUGUAAAUUUCUUUCAAUUAGUGUGUUUUAGCAUAUAAUUUACAUUCAGCAAUAGUAUAAGCCCAAUUUCUAGCCUUUUUUUUUUCAAUCAAUUAAAAAAAAAAUUUACAAUUAAGUGUCUGCAUUUUCACAAGUGAAAUGGUCACGGGCCCCGUUCAAAAAAUAAUCUGAUAAAACACUGACAUGUUGAAUAAUCAAUUUUUGAACUGAAUACAUUGUGAUUUCAGUAGCAUUUUUAACUUUCACAUGAAAAGCAAAAUAUUGAACAUACUUAAUGACACAUAUAGGUCCGUGUUCAUGAUUAAGAAAAUCUUGGAACCGGAGAUCAUGUUUGCUUUCAUAUACGUUACAUUCAGGCUUAACACAUUCUGUCAUUAAAGCUGCACUCUCACAAACUUACUAUUUUGACAACUUUUUUUUAUUUUUUGUCUUGGAAUGAGCCAAUUUUUGGGUAAACAUCUUCAAACGAGUGAUAUAAGACUGCUGACAAAAGAUCAGUUUGCAGAUUUUCAUAUUUCCAUUCGAAAAUUAAUGUUUUAUGGCUUAAACCAUUACUAACAGUUUAAGAAAAAUGCAUAAAACAUCAAUUUUUGAACUUAAAUAUAAAAAUCUGUGAUCUGCUUUUUUGUCAGCAGUCUUAUAUCACUCGUUUGCAGAUAAUUAUGCAAAAACUGGCUUAUUCCAAGACAAAAAAUAAAAAAAGUUGUCAAAACGGUAAAUCUGUGAGAGUGCAGCUUUAAAGUAGGAACAUAAAUGACAAGAAAAAGAAACGUUUUCAAAGGAAUUUUUUGCUUUGCAAUGUAUAUUUAAUUUUGUCUUAUUCUGUUAUCAUGUUUGUUGUUUGUUCUCAUAUUCAUUUGAAUAUACUUGGCAUGUGCAAUGUAAAUACAAUGUAAGUCAAUAAUGUGUUAUAAGAAUGUAAGAUAAGUUUUUGUUUAAGUUAUUUUCCUAUAAAUAAAGUUUAAUUUUAGACAAAAAUAAUUGACCCUAUUAUAGAGCAGUAAUUUUAAUGAUUUGCAAUAGCUCUUGGCUUUCAAUUAAUCCAACAAGUGGACCUUUGUUGCCAUUGUAGAAGUUCGCUCUAACUAGUCAUAAAAAUAAAUAAUUUAGUUUGUAUAUAUUUUCCUAUUUUUUUAAAUUUCAUUAUGUUCCCUUUUCUUUAAGAUAGUUAUAUUAAUUGAAGGUAUGGUCAAGUUAUGAUCUACUUUAUUGCCAUCAAAUGCUUUAUCUGCACAAUUAGUUAUAUAGAUUUUGCAUUUUGCUUUCAUUUCCAUUUACCUCAUUCAUGAGAAGACGUAAUCUCCAAGUUGAAUUCAACUCCACAACCUGUAUGCUGUUGAGUUAUGCAGUUAAUAAAAUACAAAUUGACUUACAGCCAAGAGUUUGAUAUUGAAUAGUUAUUUGCAGACUGCUAAAACAGAUCUCAAUUUCAAUUCUUGCGUGAUUUUUAAAUUAAUUAACUUGAUACAUUUGACAGUCAACAGUGAUUUAAUAUAUCUGUGAGCAGUGUAAGGUGAGGGGACAUGCACUACAAAGAGAACUGGGUGUUAUCUCUUGGAAAAAGGUUUGAAACUGAAAUAUUGUAGACCAAUUCCACUGUCAUUAAGUUCAUGGUAAAAUAAUAAUCAAUCUCAUUUAUGACGUAAUUGAUUUAUAAAGUGUAGUUUGUUUUCAUGUGAACAGUAUUCAUAAAGGCUGCACUCUCAUAGAUUGCAGUAUUGACUUUUUUUAAAUUUUGUCUCAGAAUCAGCUGAUUUUGGCAUCAAUGCCUUCAAAUCAGUCAUAUAAGAUAACUUGCUAAAGAACAGGUCACAUUUAUUCAAAAUAAAAAAGGCCGAUGAAAUUUUCACAUUUGGUAACGCUUUUAGCCAUAAAACAUCUAUUUUUUACAAUAUGUACAAUUAUGAUUUAAUCUUUCGUCAGUCUUCUUAUAUCACUGGUUUCCAUACAUUUUCCCAGAAAUAAGCUCAUUCCAAGAUUAAAGUUAAAAAAGUUGUCAAAAUGGUCAUUCUAUGAGAUUGCAGAAGGACGUUGACUUUGGCUAUAUUUCAAAUUUGAUCCAGCCAAUGUUUACUCUAUCUCCUACACUGCUUAGGGCUUUGGUUGCUACUAAAAUGACAUGACUGUAUGUGCUAACAUCCAACAGCAACAGUAACCAGAGUGUAUUUUCUUCUGGCCCCAAUUUCUCGAAACAUCUGAAGUCCCUUAUAACAGGAUGAAAUAAGCUCACUAUUUUUGUUUUGGUAUAAUUUGUGCAAUUUACAUUCUUAAGAGUUUUUGGACUUAAAAUGGAAAUUAUCUCUAUGCUAAUCAUGAUAAGCUAUUUUUUGAAUGUUAAAAUCAUGGUUAAGUAAGAAAUUUGACUUCAUGAAAUACCUUAAGCUGGUUAGGCUUGAGAAGUUUGGAGAAAUUGGGGCCAGAAGUUUAAAAAAAAAGAAUAUGGUAGAAAUACAUGUAUUACCCGGUAUUUCUAAUGCAUAUGAACAUUAUCAGGGUUAACAAAGCAAUAAAUUAUGGCACUUUACUAUCUUAAAGAUACAAGGCUGAUAGAAAAUUGUAGAAUACAGGUAUUGUGUACCCUGUUUUUUCUGUAAGUAUUGUGUAAAUUCACAGUUGUUACCAAGUUGACCUGUUGCUAGAGAAUAAAUAUUCUGUCUUGUU